Messenger RNA from Musa acuminata subsp. malaccensis (wild Malaysian banana), 964 nucleotides. RefSeq names its product glycine-rich cell wall structural protein 2. The record is from RefSeq and is a predicted model, not a curated record. NCBI's taxonomy places the organism in Eukaryota, Viridiplantae, Streptophyta, Magnoliopsida, Zingiberales, Musaceae.
CCGCCCACAACUUUUCGACGCAAUAUCUCAAGGAUCCGAAGUGUCAUAUGAUUCACACAUCCACUUAUAAAUACCCCACACAUUAAAGGAAACAACAUUAGCAAGGAGAUCUACACGCAAGUCCAGGAGCAGCAGCUUCAAAUGACGACCCUCUUUCUUUUCUUGUUGCUUGCCUUGCCAUGGUUUGCUCACUCUUUCGCUGACAGGACGGGAGGUGCAACCAGCGAAGACCAACCCGGUGGUGGUGGUGGAGGUGCACAUGAUGGCAGCAGUGGCUCUGGCCAUGGCUCCGGCCCCGGUGGCAGCUGGGACUACGGUUGGGCGUGGGGGUCAAGCCCCAGGGGAGGGUGGGGCUAUGGCUCGGGCUAUAGCCAAACUCCAACCGGCAACGGGAAGGGCUUCGGAUUCGGGUAUGGAACUGGAUCGGGAUCGUCGUCGGGUUAUGGAUUCGGUGCCGGCAGCAGCGGCAGCGAACCGGAGAGAGGAAAUUAUGGGUAUGGGGUUGGGUACGGAGGAUCGGGUGGUGGCGGCUAUGGAGGAUCUCAUGGUGGCUUCGGUGAAGGUGGUGGUGGUGGUGGUGGCUAUGGAGGAUGGCAUGGUGGCUUCGGUGAAGGUGGUGGUGGUGGUGGUGGUGGCUAUGGAGGAUGGCAUGGUGGCUUCGGUGAAGGUGGUGGUGGCUAUGGAGGACGGGGUGAUGGCUUCGGUGCUGGUGGUGGUGGCUAUGGAGGACCGGGUGAUGGCUUCGGUGCAAGUGGUGGUAGAUAUGGAGGACCGGGUGGUGACUUUGAUUCAGGUGGUGGUGGUGGAUGGAGCUUCCGUGGUGGACGGCCGCCGCAGUACUGGGAUUACAACUGCUGUUAAGGAAGUGUAGAAGUAUGUAUCCCAAUCAGAUGAUCUAAUUUAGAUUCACAUAUGCCUCCUCACAGAAAAUUAUAUGAGAACAACUUCAUACACCUUACCACCA